CGAGAACCGAACUCUUGAAGAUGCAUGUCGGAAUGACGACAGAGAAGAGACGGAGGACAUCGUAAGAACGAACAUGGCUUCAGAAGAAGCUGCAGACGGAGAAGAUGCGGAGGAUGAUGUAAGAAGGGUUACAGCUUCAGAAGAAGCUGCAUUUGUGAAUACUGAUGCAGAUGAGGGAACUCCUCGAGGCGAUGCAUGCCAGAAUAACGACGAAGAAGACACUGACGAGGUUGUAAGAAGGGACGAAGCUUUAGAAGAAGCUGCUUUCGUAGAUCAUGGGGAAGAAAACACAGAGGACGUGAUGUAUGCCAACGCUUGUGAUCAUGGCGGAGAUACAAUGGAGAACGACAAUGCGGAGAGCAGGGAGGAAGCCCCCAAUAACGACGGAGCUUUUCAAGACUGUGUUUUCGAUAUGUUCAGCAAAAUACCAUCGGGAGAAGGUAUUAGAGAAGCGAAGCAAACCUCCUUACAAGAGGUCAGAAGAGGUGUUUUCAGCAAGUCAAAAAAGAGCGAAAAACCUCCUUACAACUUAGGGAAAGGAGGUACGAACUUGCGUGUGUACAACAAGAAGGCGAACUACCACAUGAACAUGAAGAGAGUGGAAGAAGUUCUCAAGGAGUCCUGCUGCAAGGCGGCAUAUUAUAAGAAGUUCCACUCGGAAGAUGUCUAUUACAUGCGCGAAACAUUUUGGGCGAUGAAACAACCGGAGCAAGUCAACUUCCUUAUCACCAAGAUGAGAGUUGCGUCGUAUUUCUCAGAUGAAGAUUAUAAUUGCAUGUUAACUGUUCUUUACCGUCAGAUUUGUCAACUCCCUAGACCGUUCCCGAUAGUCCUUUAUCUGACACUGGACAACACUUCGAAAGAGAACAAGAACAAGUUUGUGUUAGCAUAUCUUGUCUUUUUAGUGAAGAUGAAUGUCUUUAGUAAAGUCAAGUUGAACUUUCUUCUCGUAGGUCACACGCACGAUGACAUAGAUCAAAUGUUCAGCUGUUUCUCGAGGAAGUUGGCUCUACUGGAUGCGUACGAUCUAUUUGAGUUGCAACACAUCAUCAGAGAGUCAUACAAGGCAGAACAAGAGCAUGGUGUUACUGUUGAUGAAAUGACGGAAACAAUGGACUGGAAAUUGUUCGUCGAGGAUCAUCUGCAAAAGGUGAAUGAUAUCAUUUUUAAUCAGCAUUUCUGUAUUAAACGCAAUGAUGAGGGAGACGUCAGAAUUUGGAGCAAGCAAUAUCACAACUCACAGUGGCAUCCCAAUAAUAGAGAAGGUCUGGACAUCUUCAAAUCCGAGCCAAGAGGACAAAUUCGUGCUUCACCCAAACAUCCUAUUCGAUCUUUGGAAGCUAGGUUUAGGCUGACUUGUGGACAUGUCGAUGACAGACGGGACAGUUUCAAGAGCAAGGUCGACGAUCGUGUUGUUUCACUGGCCGCCCUCCAAGCGAACAUAGAUGCAUUGGCGCCCUACAUCCCACGCAACAUUCAAUGGUGGAAAGACUUCAUUCAAAUGCAGGAUGCACUGGACAUGGAAGACACUAAUCUAAAAGAGCCUUUCCAGUGGCCAACAAUAGUAGAGGACGAGGCAAUGGGAGGAGAUUUUAGGCCUCAAACUGCUGAAGACGUUGGUCAGUGCUUGGAUGAUGUCUUCCCUCCUGAAAGACCCGUUUACGUUGGCGCGAGAAAGAGCAGACAGUACCGAGAAGAAAGAGAUGGGAAGUACGAAGACCUCGUAGUCAACAAGUUUAUCACCCUGCGAGCCUUGCCCGGGCAGCAAGAAAGAGGCAAACCUUACCACAUCGGAAAGGUUGUCGAGUUGCUGCCUGGAAAACGCUUCAAAGUGGCCUGGUUUGCUCAACGGGAGAAAGGAGAUGGUUACUACCCUUGCUACAGGAGGAAUGCUCAAGGAAGGCGAACAAGGGAGUAUUUUGAGGACAUCUUCGAUUGGAGCUGCGGUGUUCUAUGUUACAACUUUGAUCUGAAGACGGACAAGACCCUGUUAGCUGUGACGAAGAAGAAGAUUUAUGAAAUGUUAGAAUUAAUGGAUGUAGAUGAUGAUCAAGGCGAAAACAUCUUGGCGUUACCUGCGAACGAGUGUCAGACCACUAGCGAGAAGAACGACGAGAACGACUGUUUGACUGAUGUGGUUACUUUCGUAAAUCAUUAGGAAUAACUUUAGUCGACUUUUACUGUAGAUAUAUCAAAUUUUCUAUUAGGACUUGUCAUAGCUUAGCAUUGUCUU
Messenger RNA from Chara braunii, 2233 nucleotides. NCBI's taxonomy places the organism in Eukaryota, Viridiplantae, Streptophyta, Charophyceae, Charales, Characeae. The record is from the annotation of a GenBank genome assembly.